CACCGGGAUGUCCCGGCGCGGUCCGUUCGCCCUCGCCCUUCUCGCUCUCCUGCUGGCCGCCCCGGUGCUGUGCUGCGGACCGGGUCGGGGCCCGGUGGGGCGGCGGCGGUUCGGACGGCGGCAGCUUUCCCCGCUGCUCUACAAACAGUUCGUGCCCAACGUCCCCGAGCAGACGCUGGGAGCGAGCGGGAGGGCGGAGGGCAAAGUGCUGCGAGGGUCGGAACGCUUCAGGGAGUUGGUGCCCAACUACAACCCCGACAUCAUCUUCAAGGACGAGGAGAACACGGGGGCGGAUCGCCUCAUGACGGAGCGCUGCAAGGAGCGGGUGAACUCUUUGGCCAUCGCUGUGAUGAACAUGUGGCCGGGGGUGAGGCUGCGGGUGACGGAGGGCUGGGAUGAGGACGGCCACCACCUCCCCGACUCGCUGCACUACGAGGGCCGGGCACUGGACAUCACCACGUCGGAUCGGGAUCGCCACAAAUACGGGAUGCUGGCGCGGCUGGCUGUCGAGGCCGGCUUCGAUUGGGUCUACUACGAGUCCAAAGCUCACAUCCACGUUUCUGUCAGAGCAGAUAAUUCCUUGGCCAUCCGCACCGGCGGCUGCUUCCCCGGCCACGCCACGGUGACGCUGCGGAGCGGUGAGAGCCGGGGUUUGGCCGAGCUUCGUCGGGGCGACUGGGUGCUGGGAGCCGAGCCGGGCGGGCGCCUGGUGCCCACCCAAGUGCUGCUCUUCCUACACCGCGACCUCGGCCAGCGCGCGUCCUUCGUGGCCAUCGAGACGGUUUCUCCAUCCCAACGGCUGCUGCUCACCCCGUCCCACCUCGUUCUCUUCGCCUCACGAGGGGUCGCCAACGGCUCCGCCGCGUUCCUGCCCGUCUUCGCCCGUCGGCUGCGCCCGGGGGACGCGGUGUUGGCCCGCGGGGACGAAGGGCUGCGUCCCGCAAAGGUGCUGAGGGUGUCGAGGGAGGAAGGGAUCGGGGUGUUCGCCCCGCUCACCUCCCACGGAACCCUCCUGGUGAACGGGGUGCUGGCAUCCUGCUACGCCGUCCUGGAGAGCCACCGCUGGGCUCACCGCGCCUUCGCUCCGCUGCGGCUCUUCCACGGGCUCCUCUCGCUGCUGCCGGCCCGCCCCGAGCCGGGGAACGGCACGGCGCCCGAGGUGGGCGUGCAUUGGUACUCGCGGCUGCUGUACCGCCUGGCACGCGGCGUGCUGGGCCGUGAGGGCGCGGGGGGGGCAGGGACGCCCCCUCCUGGGGACUCGCCGCUGGGCGCUCGGUGCUUGGAGCCUGGAGGGUGAGGAGGGGGUGUGGGGCGCCUCCAGGCCGGCGCUGAGGGCGGGUGUCCCCUGGGGGGGCGUCGCUCACAUUGGUGCCCCUCACUGGGUGUCCGCUGGGUGGGAGCCCCUCAGGUGCGGAUCCCCACCGGGUGCGUCUCCCCCAGGUAUCCCCCUCCGCUCCGCCCCCAGGUGGGCGCCCCUCACUGGGAGACCGCGUGUGGGUGUCCCCUGGGUGGGUGGUCCUCAGGUGGGCGCUCUUUGAGUGGAUCUGGCCGCACAUUGGGUGCCCUCCCCCCAGGUCCCCCCCCCCCACCAUGUGGGCACCCCUCGCCCUCAGGCAUCUGUCCCCGGGAUGGGUGCCGCCAGCUGGGUGAUGCUUGGGGAGGCAGUGGGGCAGCACAGGGAGCGCAGCUCAGCUCCACGCCCCGCACAGCGCUGCCAGGUGCCCCGUGCCCCCCUCCCCCCCACUCCCCCCGUAUUUAUUGCUUUAUUAACCACUGUGGAAUGGGGUUGGGGUCAUCGCACCGAGCCCAAAUCCACCCCAGGGGGCGUUCGGUGAGCCCACCCCCACCUGCUGCUGCUGGCACCUUCGGGGGGGGGAGGGGAACCUCUGCCACCCGUGGGGGUCCCCGUCCCCACGUGGCUCAGUGCUGUGGGGGAUCCAAUCCCGGUGUGUGCCGUGGGCACGGGGGGGGUCCCAGCUCUAACCCACGCUAACCGCUAACCUCCCCCCCCCAUUAAGAGUUUUAUUUUUCUAUUUAUAAAUGAUAAUAUAAAUGCGCUCGGCACCGCACGCCUCGCAGCGGGUCGAAGGGGGGGGAGGUGGAGAAGGACGCGCUUUUAAACCACUUCUGUUUAAAAAAAAUAAUGUUAAUAUUUAAUUCUUUCGGGAAAUAAAGAGAAUC
This is a messenger RNA of Lagopus muta (rock ptarmigan), 2181 nucleotides long. Its product is annotated as desert hedgehog protein-like. Gene Ontology annotation, molecular function: calcium ion binding; patched binding. Lineage: Eukaryota; Metazoa; Chordata; Aves; Galliformes; Phasianidae. The record is from RefSeq and is a predicted model, not a curated record. Gene Ontology annotation, biological process: multicellular organism development; cell-cell signaling; cell fate specification.